Molecule: messenger RNA, 342 nt
Organism: Lathyrus sativus (Indian pea)
Lineage: Eukaryota; Viridiplantae; Streptophyta; Magnoliopsida; Fabales; Fabaceae
Source: the annotation of a GenBank genome assembly
AUGAAGGUUUCUGGCUUUUGUGCUGUGUUCUUGAUGGUUGUCAUUGUUUUUACCUUCUUUAGCUUUUCAGGUACCAUCACAAAUCCUUCUUGGUUUCCAGAUUUGGUUGGUACAAAAUGUGCUGAUGAAACAACACCAGGUGCAGUUAUCAGGAAACUGAAGGAAAAUGUCAAAAGCUGUACCGGCUAUCGCGUAAGUCUUGAAGAUUACAAUCCAGUUGAUCCAAUAUCGGGUGGAGAUCAAAAGGAUGUUAAACCAGAACCAAUUGAACAUGGAACUCCUCUUAUGCCAUUCAUACCAAAAUCUCCACCUCCUAAGCCUGCUCCUGGAGAUUAUUAUUAG